GAGUUCGCUUUCGACCAGCACCAACUCUUCGGAGCGGGACGACGCUACGAUCCUGGAGAACCACAAACCGGUCAAGAAGAUCAACGGUCAUUGGCGGGAGGCGGGGGCGCCGUCGUCGUCUGAACACCAAACGACGUCCGACGGGCGCAAAGCGGACAAGACAAAUUCAAUGAUCCACACGUCCAAGAAAUGGAUGAGAAAAGCUUUUGCUAUCCAGUCAGUAGCCAAGGCUCAGAAACGUUUUCACAGGGCCCGUAACAGACAGCUCAAAUACACGCCAGAGCAUAAUGCACUGUACAUCUUUGUUUUGGAAUCCACUGACACCUCAAGGCAAAGGUCUGCUGGCCAUUCAGUCCGUCUCUCAAGUUCAGUCUGGAUUUAGGCUGGAUUUCGAUUUGGACAAGUCGACUCAGAUUGUCAAGAAACUCAAAUUAGUCGACACGCCGUUACAGAUUUAACGCAAAACUAUGCUAUUUAUCUAUGCAUAUUGCAUAUCUAUGCUUUUGCUAUUCUUAGAUGUUAGAAAGUAAUCAAUAAUUGAUUUUAUUGAUAUUUUCAUUUUAUAAAUGCCUAUGAAAGCUUUUUCCCGGCGAGCAAGAUUAGUAUUUGUUUUUAAAUGAAUUGCUCAAAAUGCUCAUAUCAAAUUAUCAAUCAACUCAUGCACCGUCUGAUGUCAUCGAAUUCGAUUCCUAUUUCCCGCUAUUUCCAGAGUGAUUAUUUAGCAGUUUGGCACCGUUUCACGACCCAACAAUUCUUUAAUCCUUUUGCUUUGUGCAGUAGCCAUAGCAGGUCAUGUCUAUGCUACUUAAGAAAAGGAAAUAACAGAAUUACUAGUGUCAGACCUUUCCUUAUAAUUGUAAUCACAUUUCCUUUGAAUAUCCGUUAAUAUUGUCGAUGCAAACAUGCCACAAGUAAAAAGUGUUGAGAGUCUGUUCCAGUUGUGUUUAGACAAUGUUACAGACCACAUGGAUGAAUGGGCUAAGAAAUCGCCUAAGUUGAAUGGAGUGGAGGACAUAGAGUUCAUCAAAAAAAGCACUAAUCCUUUCUAUGAUUUACCUUCUGUUAUCAUAGAGGAAAUCAUUCUGCUUCUUAAGAAAAAAAAAUUGCUUGAAACCAAAUUUAUCGAGCUUCUCAUCACUCCACAAUUAUGGACUUUGGAUUUCCGUUCAACGUGUGAUAAAGAUGAGGUGUCUGGCCUUCUCCGUCUUGCCACCAUCAUAAGCCCAGAUCUGAAAAAUUUGUGGCUUUGUCAUGAGCAAUACUUCAUAGACAAUGAUAAAUAUGAGAGUUUCAUUCCCAAAUUUUCCAAUUUACAAGUUGUGGAUAUUUCAUAUUCUAAGAAAGGAGACUCUUGCUUGCAGUUACUUGGCCUAUAUUGUAAAGAUUUGAGAGUGCUGCAUGCUAAACACAGCUCAGUUUCAGACUAUGGAAUUCAACAGCUGUGUGUCAGUGGAAAGUGCAAAUCCAUUCAUAAAUUGGAUGUUUUUAGUAACUUCGAGCCCCUGACAACUAAGGGUCUCCAGUUGGCCAUUCUAAAUUUACCUGCCCUAACUAUACUUCGUCACCCAUUAUUAGUUGACGUUUUGGCCGAUAUGGCUCAGGCUGCCAUGGAUGAAAAACUUGAAACGCCCAAACUAUCCUUGUCGACACUCGCCAUCCAUUCGUCAUAUAAAGCUGGUAGUCUGGCUCUUGCUGUGUCCAUAUGCCCGUCUAUUACGACUAUAGAUGUAAGAAUGGCAGAAGAAUUGACUGACAUUGAGCUUUAUGCCCUAUUAUCUCUAAAAAAUAUUAGUGCCAUUCAUUUUUGUGCUUCUGACCAUAACACAUUUGAUGGUGGCAUUGUCCCCCUUCUUAAGUCUUUUGGAAAAUCUUUGAAGUCGUUGGGACUUUUCUAUUUCACCUCUACCGUUAAAAUUCGUGCUGUUACCGAGUAUUGUCCCAACUUGAAAUCCCUAACCCUCGGUUGUAAUAGCAGUUACUCGAUGGCAUGGACUGAAGAAAGUCAAAAAUCUCGUGAAGGCGAACCGAUCGAUGGGGGACGACUCGAAUUGAAGAAGCUUGAACAGUUGCAGUUUUUUCUUAGAAAAGGAUUCAUCGACAGUGAAGUUGUGUUGGCACUUCUUUCAUCCUCUUCGCUCAAGUCUAUUUUCUUAAGUGGUUGCUGCAUUCUCACUGAUGACGUUCUGCUGAAAGCUGCUAAUUACCACUCGUUCCGAAACUUAGAGUCUUUAGAUAUAUUUGAUUGCAAGACGGUUUCAAGUAAAGGUAUUGACGUCCUCAUGGAAGAAGGCAAUUCUCUCAAGAGUCUCGACAUUCGUGGUUGUGGACAGAUUUUGAUUAAACACAUUUCAUCUUGGGUCAGGAAAGCUGCGAAGAAUAAUUGGGAAUUAUCUGUGGAUCCCAAAGUUCCUCUUAGUUGCGUUGAACACAGCGAUUCUGAUAACGAUUCUGAAGAAGGAUUUCAAUUUUUGAAUUUUUUUCUAGCUGGUUUUAUACAUGAUAUGCUGGAUUCGGAUGAUGAUGAUGAAGAUGAUGAAGAUAUAGAGGUAGAAGAAGACAGUGAUGAAGACCAGAAUUAGAAUGAAAGUGAUGAAGAAAGUGAAGGUGUGGAAGACGAUGACGAUGUUAUGGAAUUUUAAAAUUGAUCAAUAACGAUUUUGUGUACUCAUUUUUAUUUUAUUCCCUAUAGUUUCUGUUCGUAAGUUUGUUUUUUUUCUACUGUUUUAUUUUUUUGAAUGGAACUAAUGUUUGGCUGGAACGAGUCUUCACUCCGCAUCCUGGAAAUAUAGUAAUCUUGAUUUCAGUA
This is a messenger RNA of Daphnia pulicaria, 2806 nucleotides long. RefSeq lists its product as uncharacterized. NCBI's taxonomy places the organism in Eukaryota, Metazoa, Arthropoda, Branchiopoda, Diplostraca, Daphniidae. Gene Ontology annotation, biological process: SCF-dependent proteasomal ubiquitin-dependent protein catabolic process. The record is from RefSeq and is a predicted model, not a curated record. Gene Ontology annotation, cellular component: SCF ubiquitin ligase complex. Bases 903 to 2579 code for a protein of 558 amino acids. The transcript has 7 exons.